AGAGUGGUUUGUUUGAGAUCGAGAUCGACUUGUUCAAUAAUAAAUAACCUCAAAUGAUAUAAAACUUUAAACGCAGUUAUUUUUGUUGUGUCAUGUCUCUAUCUUCUUAUAAGUAAUAAUAACAUUAUAAACAUAAUAUCAUUCAUUCAUAAGUGUUUUUACACAUUUGUUUGUAUUGGCUGAAGAUAUUUUUUAUACUUAUCAGAAGUAAAAAGAGAGCAGAACUGUUGUUGUGUUGUCGGUGACAUGGACUUCAGCAAAGCAGUUCGUUUACAGUGUUAUUUAAUUCGCUAUAUUAUAAUUAAAGGAUAUUAAGCUGGUAUCUAAAUAUGAUCUUAGAAGAGAUUAUUCAAUGUUUUUAAAUUAAUUGUUAAACAUACUGUGAGAUACAAUAUAUUAUUAUUCAUCAUGGCCAAAACUAUGUUCAUCACUCAAGAAGGGCCAGCUAAUGCUUUGGCUCUAAAUAAAGAUAAUACACAAGUUGUUAUUGCCGGACGAAAUGUCUUCAAAGUUUUCAAUAUUGAGGAAGAAGAGCUUGUUGAAACCUGUAACUUGAGGGUUGGAAAAAAUUUGAAUCACCUGAAUUUUUCCUGUAAUGAUGUGGCCUGGAGUACUAACGAGGAUCACAUCCUGGCCACCGCAGCUACGAAUGGCGCUGUAGUUAUGUGGAAUUUGAACCGACAAUCCCGAUCUAAGCAGGAGCAUGUUUUUGUUGACCACAAGAGAACUGUCAAUAAAGUCAGUUUCCACAGCAUCGAGCCUUCCCGACUGAUUUCCGGCUCUCAAGAUGGGACAAUGAAAACUUUCGAUUUACGGAUUAAAGAAGCAACAAGAACAUUUUACAGCAACACAGAAAGUGUGCGCGACGUCCAGUUCAGCCCGCACUCGCAGCACAACUUCGCGGCAGUGUCUGAGAACGGCAGCGUGCAGCUGUGGGACGUGCGGCGCCCGGACAAGUGCUACCACCAGUUCACCGCCCACAGCGGCCCAAUCUUCGCCUGCGACUGGCAUCCCGAACACGCCUGGCUGGCCACGGCUUCACGCGACAAAACAAUCAAGGUGUGGGACCUAGUGAACAAGCCAGCUGUGGAAUUCACGAUCAACACGAUAGCGUCGGUGGGGCGAGUUAAAUGGCGGCCGCAGAGGACGUACCACAUCGCGUCGGUGGCGCUGGUGGUCGACUGCAGUGUCAACGUGUGGGACGUGCGUCGGCCCUACAUCCCGUUCGCCUCCUUCAACGAGCACAAGGACGUAGCUACUGGCAUCGCGUGGCGCGGACAUCCACACACCUUCCUCUCUACCAGCAGGGAUUGUACACUGUACCAUCAUCUGUUCAAAGACGCAACACGACCUGCCAGCAAGGCGAAUCCUCAGGGCGUGGCUUUCAACAGCAGAGGCGACUUGGCCUAUGCCUGCAAGGCUAACAAUAAUCUCCUGGCUAAGUCAGGCAAAACUGCAGCAAAUUCAAGACGUUCGGAUCAGUCGAGCGAUGAAUUCGUGCAAGCUUCUAGUCAUAUGCAUUGGUACAAUAAGAAAAUGAACUUGGAAAACAUUUGGUUUGUGGGAUGUGCAUCACAGUACUUACUGAGCGGUCGUCCGCUGCCCGAUCUCUGUGAUCAUAAUGCUGCUGUCGCUGAAAACUUGGGGCGAACAACGGUGAGUUUGGUUUGGCGCAUGAUCAAAAUUCUGUACGCGCCACGUCUCGGUGACUUUGGACUGCAGAUGGGCGCGAAGGGGGACGGGGAGCGGGAGGGGGGAGGCACCCUCAAGGACAAAUCCGACAAAGACGGAGAGUCGGACAAGAAGGUGGGUGUGGAGGAGAGGGAGGGCGAAGGCAGCUCAGAGGAGGGCAACAAAAAGUCGAAGCGCCAGUUGCGGUUAGAGGAUCUGAAAACGGGAACCGACUCGAUGGGCGAUUUCUUCUUCGGCGACGGCGAAAUGGAUCCGCUGAGCAUGGACUUUGAGCGCGGCAACAGUGUGGGUCUGUGCGUCGACAUCAUCACGCAUGACUGGACCCUCCCCAUCGAGGCAUUUCCUCUCAGACACGAGAUUCAGGACAGUUCGCCACCACCCGAACAAUUGAACAACGAUUCUCCUGAACCAUCUGACGAAACGCAGUUGCUGACAAUCGAGGACCCGCCGAGUUCGCUGCUGACUGUGAACUGGGUGACGCGUGCGCCAAUGUGGGACUCGGCCGGAGUGAUGUGUGCGGCGCUGAGGCAUCACGCGAAUGCAGGCGACGUGCAGACGUGUGCCUCGGUGCUCAUCGCACUCGGCGAGAAGCGACGCAGCCUCAGCCACGUGCUGGACGAGGCCAUUCAGGAGCACUGGCUCACCGCCUACAUUGACAUACUCACAAGGCAUCAGCUCUGGGAUGUCGCAACACAGGUAAUUCAACUUUCAUGGAUAGCAUCGGUCUACCAAUUGAACCAGCAAUCGACUUUGGUGAAUUUGUGUUGCACCAAAUGCAACAAGACGCUCCUGCGCAGUGGCUGGCUGUGCGAUAGCUGUCGCAGUGUCGAGUGUGCUGUUUGCAGUGUAUGCCAUAAGGUUGUGAAAGGCCUGUACUCAUGGUGCCAAGGAUGCGCCCAUGGGGGUCACAUGAAGCACAUACAGGAAUGGCUGGAGAACUACAGCGAAUGUCCUGCAGGCUGUGGGCAUCAAUGUGAAUACACAUAGUAUCUUAUACUUCCGAUUUCAGUAGUCAUAAAUUGAAUCAUGGUCUGUGAUGCUUGUACAGUAUUUUAAAGAUUAAAAUGUUUUAUUUUCAUUGAA
Messenger RNA from Nilaparvata lugens (brown planthopper), 2775 nucleotides. It is a transcript of the gene Wdr24, whose product is annotated as GATOR complex protein WDR24. Lineage: Eukaryota; Metazoa; Arthropoda; Insecta; Hemiptera; Delphacidae. The record is from RefSeq and is a predicted model, not a curated record. The transcript has 11 exons. Bases 409 to 2679 code for a protein of 756 amino acids. Gene Ontology annotation, biological process: positive regulation of TOR signaling. Gene Ontology annotation, molecular function: protein binding.